This is a messenger RNA of Musa acuminata AAA Group (dessert banana), 1771 nucleotides long. RefSeq names its product ankyrin repeat-containing protein At5g02620-like. Gene Ontology annotation, cellular component: plasma membrane. Bases 700 to 1620 code for a protein of 306 amino acids. NCBI's taxonomy places the organism in Eukaryota, Viridiplantae, Streptophyta, Magnoliopsida, Zingiberales, Musaceae. The record is from RefSeq and is a predicted model, not a curated record. The transcript has a single exon.
UAUUCUUAAUGUUAUUUUUUGUGAUUCACUUAUUGUAGAUCGAUUGAUAUUUAUUGGAAUGAUUGAUCAUUUAUUGAUUUAUUGCUCUUGAACAUUAUCGAAUUGUUUAACAGUUUGGGGAACAAGAAGUUACUAGUAAAGCUACCUCUAUUUGAAUUUUUUAAAUAAUUAUAUUUCGUGAUUCACCACUCUCACUUAUUUUACAAUUCUGGGAAUAAAAUCUAUACCUCUUAGAUUAUAAAUAUUAAAUAAUAAAAACAUAAUUUGAUACGAUAAUAAGAUAAAUAAAUUAAAAAAUAAAAGCUAUAAAUAGUAAAUCAUGACUCUGAUACCAUAUCUAAAUAGUUUAAUCCUUGCACAACUAAAACAUCAUUGUGCACAACAUAAAUCUCAUGAUCUUUAGAUUUAAUGUUUUUUUAUAAGAAAAUCAACUUUAAUUGAAAAAAAAAUACCUUGACAUAAUUCUAGUUUCCCUUGUUUUGACAUAUGCUAUGGAUGAAAAGAGAGGAUCAUGUUCCAAAAUUUAUAGUGACAAAAGAUGUCUUUCAUCAAAAUAUUAAUUUGAAAUUAAUAUAUAUUCAUUAGGAAGACAAAUCUAUUUGAGAAUUACAUCUUUUAUCGUUAAUAGAUACGAUCUUUAAUAUCAUAAGAAUCAAAAGUCAUGUGUGCCACGUUAAUUCUGACACAUAGCUCGAAUGAAUGCAGACCGUGAAGUUGCUUCUGGGAAGGCGAGGUAUCGAAGUUAACGCCACAAACAUGAGAGGCGACACCGUCCUUGAUAUGCUACUGGAUUCACCCUGCCAACAUGGAGAUCUAUUGUUGGGAGAACUGAUUCGGGCAGCAGGUGGAAGAACCGCCGCAAAAGAAGAAAGGAAGACUCAGCCGAAAUCGUCACCGAGUGAUGCCAGAGCCUCUGCCACUGUCGCGUCACACAGAAGCCGACCAAAUCGUUCUGAACGUAAAGAAAAGUACAACAACAAACCAGAAGCACUAAUGGUGGUGGCGACGUUGAUCGCCACCAUCACAUUCCAAGCUGGGCUGACCCCCCCUGGUGGGUUUAAGCAGAAAGAUGAUGGUGGGCCGACUCCCCCCAAUGCAGAAGUCAAUUUUGAUGGGAGUUCAAGUGAAGGGGAGGCAGUUCUAAAAGAUGGUCUCAAGUUAUUCCUGCUGUUCGACAUGUUCGCGUUGUUUGCAUCCUUGAGCAUCAUCCUCUUGUUGAUAUGUUGUGUGCCCACACAGACUAAAAUGAUGACGGGAACCCUAAAGUGGAUUCUAUGGCUGGCGGUGUUCUCGACGGCAUUAGCAUUCUCGACCGCCAUUAUGCGAAUAUUUCCCUAUCAGCUCGACACUGUCAUCCUUCUCAUGAGUUGGUUGGGAAUCCUCAGUCUCUUCAUGGUUUGGGUGUGCAUUAGAGCGAUCAGGUGGUUGUUGCGCAAAGGUGGAUGCUGGAAGAAGAAAGAUGGAGAAGGAGGAAGCCACGGAGGCCCCAGAAGGGCCGUUGCCAUCGGCGCGAAGAUUGUGGUGGGCGUGUUGAUAAUAAUUAUUUUUGGAGUAGUUCUUAUUGUAAAUUAUUUAGUGUUUGUUUAUGUAGCAAAUAGGUCAAAUAAUAGAAUAAUAUGAUCUAUCAUUAUUCUUAUAUGGUUUAUCCUUUAUCAUCUUUUAAAGUUACUUUAUCUUAUUUUCAGAAUGUAAUUUGCUUUUCUGUAAACUUGUUCCUGUACGUCAUCAUCUAUAAAAAAAUUAAUGGAAGUUCAUUUUAGUGUGUUUUCCA